UGGUAUAUGUGUACCAGUUUAAAGGAAAAUGGGUCUUUGACAUUAUUCUUAAAUAGACAUAAAACAAUCAGAAACAAUCAAAACUGAAAGGGUUAGCUUCCUAAUUAGAUCUCAUGUAUUUCAGACUAGAAUUGGUACAAUUCAGAAUUUAGCAUGAGGAUUCUAAAACAGCACAGUUCCUCUGGUUCUUAUCUCGCCUUCUUGAAAAAUUGUUCAAACUCCAUUUUCUAAGAGGACUAAAAAAGAAAGAGAAAGUCAUAAGGCAUCUGCUCAUCUCCAUAAAAGGGGCCAUCUUCACAUGAUGAUUAAGUGAAAGAGGCAUAACAGCAGAAACGUCUUAUCAUCCAAUGAAUGCUCCAUACAUGUCAGCUGAUUACCAAGCAGAAGAAUAAAUAUGACAGGGACCAACUGCUGCAAAGCAAAAGAAACAUGAAGUCACUAUUGAUUGUAGACUUGAUCAUCAUCACUUUUGUUCUCAGUUCUGCUCGACGAUUCGACAGUGCCAAAGUGUUUCGUGUAAAACCUCAGAAUGAAAAGCAAGUGAACUUCAUGAGGAAUUUGGCAACUGUCAUACAGCCAAUUGACUUUUGGUAUCCAGACUCAGCAUUACAAAUAGUCAACCAGAUGGAAGUGGAUUUUCUUGUCAGUGCUGAUCAGACAGAAAAUGUGGAGGCUCUCUUGAAGGACAAUAACAUCCACUAUGAGAUUUUAUUUCAAAAUCUGCAAGAAGAUAUUGAUAAACAACUUGACAACAAAAGAAACUCUACAUGCAAACACAGCUAUACAAAAUAUAACAACUGGCCUCAGAUUUAUUCAUGGAUUACAAGAAUUGCAAGGAAGAACCCUGAGUUGGUUUCCCGCAUCAAAAUUGGAAACACUUUUGAAAAUCGCCCCAUCUACCUCCUUAAGAUUGGGAAACAAAGGGAUGCAAAAAAGGCCAUUUUUGUGGAUUGUGGAAUUCAUGCACGAGAGUGGAUUUCACCAGCUUUUUGCCAAUGGUUUGUGAAAGAGGCCAUCAGGACCUAUGGAAAGGACAGCAGCAUGAAGAACAUACUGGACAAUAUGAAUUUCUACAUUGUUCCUCUAGUCAACAUUGAUGGUUAUGUAUGGAGUUGGACUCAGGAUCGCUUUUGGAGAAAGAAUCGCUCCAACGCGUCCAGCAAUGCCUGCGUUGGUGUUGAUCUCAACAGAAACUUUGAUGUUUUAUGGGGCACUGUUGAUGCCUCCAAGAAUCCAUGUGAAGAAGUGUACUGUGGAUCAUCACCAGAGUCUGAACCAGAAACUAAAGCAGUUACAACAUUCAUCCACAGCCACCUGUCUUCAAUCAAGGCCUAUUUGACUAUUCAUUCCUACUCUCAGAUGGUGUUGUUCCCCUACGGCUAUACUUAUGACAAAGUACCUAACUAUAAUACACUGAAUGGACUUGCAAAGGGAGCUGCUAAAGCUAUAGCUAGCCUGUAUGGCAAAAAGUAUAAAUAUGGAGCUUCAGCGUCUACAAUUUAUCCUUCUUCUGGUUGUUCUGAUGACUGGGCUUAUGAGCAAGGAAUCAAAUACUCCUUCACCUUUGAGCUUCGUGACAAGGGCAAAUAUGGGUUUCUCCUCCCUGAAUCUGAGAUCAAGGAAACAUGCCAAGAAAUCAUGCUGGCAGUGAAAUUCCUUGCCAACUAUAUCCUGAAUCAGACUUAAUGCAGACUAGCGCUUUCUGAUGUAUUGCAGUGGCUUGAACAUAAAAUAAAUGCAUAUAUCACAACAA
Messenger RNA from Anolis carolinensis (green anole), 1753 nucleotides. Its product is annotated as mast cell carboxypeptidase A. Bases 352 to 1686 code for a protein of 444 amino acids. Gene Ontology annotation, molecular function: zinc ion binding; metallocarboxypeptidase activity. Lineage: Eukaryota; Metazoa; Chordata; Lepidosauria; Squamata; Anolidae. The record is from RefSeq and is a predicted model, not a curated record. Gene Ontology annotation, biological process: proteolysis. The transcript is spliced from 12 exons.